Molecule: messenger RNA, 675 nt
Organism: Ilyonectria robusta
Lineage: Eukaryota; Fungi; Ascomycota; Sordariomycetes; Hypocreales; Nectriaceae
Product: glycosyl hydrolase
Exons: 3
Coding region: 1-675 (224 amino acids)
Source: RefSeq, a predicted model, not a curated record
AUGGUUCGCCUUGCCAACCUCUCCCUCUCUUCCCUAGCCUUUGCGGCCCUUGUAUCGGCCGUCUUCAUCGUCCCCGGCGGCCCCUGGCGUGACACCAAUGGCAAUUUGGUCAACGCCCACGCUGGCGGCGUGACUUUCGACGAGGCAACAAAGAAGUACUGGCUGUUUGGCGAGUACAAGGUCAAAGGGCAAACCGAAGGCGGAGGUGUCAGAGUGCAUAGCUCUGAGGAUCUCGCCACCUGGGAGGAUCAUGGCCUUGCUCUGGCACCGAUUAUUGGCCACCCAAGGAUCGAUCCAUCCAUGGUCAUCCAGCGCCCCAAGGUCGUGUAUGCCGAAAGCACAGGCAAAUACAACAUGUGGUGGCAUGCAGACGCGCCGAACCGAGCCUACAACUGGCUUCUCCAGGGCCAUGCCGUGUCCGAUACCAUCGAGGGGCCAUACACCUACGUCGAUGCCUUUCAGCCGCUCGGAAACUGGUCGCAGGACUUUGGGCUGUUCACGGACCCACACACCAAGACUUCCUAUGCCUUGUACUCCAACGGCGAUCGUCGUGAGGCCCGCGAUGUAUACCCAACCUCGUACAAUGAAGACUUAGACACAACACGUUGGUUUUCGGGCUUUAAAAUUCAACUAGAGAUAGAAUCAGCAAUUAUGAACUACAUAUCAAAUUUCUAA